Molecule: messenger RNA, 2497 nt
Organism: Anastrepha ludens (Mexican fruit fly)
Lineage: Eukaryota; Metazoa; Arthropoda; Insecta; Diptera; Tephritidae
Gene: lovit
Product: proton-associated sugar transporter A
Exons: 8
Coding region: 518-2422 (634 amino acids)
Cellular component (GO): membrane
Molecular function (GO): sucrose:proton symporter activity
Source: RefSeq, a predicted model, not a curated record
UGACAAAGACCCUGUACAAAACAUUAACGUUGUUAAAGAUUUCAAAAGUUUGGGCGAAAAUAAAGCUACAUGUUUAUUUGGAAACAUUACAAGUCAGAUGCAUCUAAGACGGUUCUGCAAUGCAAGUGUGUGCAAGUGUGAUACACUGUGUUACUCGGGAAUAUAAUUUCAAUAAUCAAAAAUAACUAAGCGCAUGCUUGUGAGCGAUACAUAUGAAGUUACAUAUUUAUAUACAUAUAUAUACAUAUGACUAGAAAUACAUAAAUAUUUGUAAAUGUUAUUUAGUUGAUCGGCAGGACCAAUCCUACAUUUAUUUUUUCUUCCGUGCAUUCUGGAUAAAAUAAAAUAUAAUUUAAAAAAUAUAAUAUAGUGAAGAUGUGAUAUGCUUAAAAUGAAAUCGAGUUGUGUAAAAAAUAAAAAAAAUACUUAUUUGUAAUAAAUUUAAAUUUCGCUGAAAGCUGUUGUUAAAACAGUAUUUAUAAAAAAUAUUGUACAGUUUGUAUACACACAACUUUCAAUGGAGAAAUUGCAUGAGUACCAAGGAAUAUCUGGCCGUCUGCAUGAUUGGCGCGAUUCGCUAAAAGAGAGAAUUUCAAAAUUCAAGGAAGAAAAUUCCAUAAAUAUUUUUGAAGCCGCAAAAAAUACCGCAACAGAUCAUUUAAAAGGGAAUGCAAGCGCAGCUCAGGACUAUUCGCAUAUAUACAGGCAUAAAACCCGUUUGGAAUUGGUAAGAAUAUCUGCGGCCGUCAUGGGAAUUGAGUUUUCGUAUGCUGCUGAAACAGCGUUCGUUUCACCAACUUUACUGAAAAUUGGUAUAGAACAUCAACAUAUGACAUUGGUUUGGGCAUUAUCACCUUUAGUAGGAUUCUUUGCGUGCCCUCUCUUAGGCUCUAUGAGCGAUCGCUGCAAGCUGAAUUUGGGUAGACGAAGACCAUUCAUAAUUUUAUUAUCAAUGGGGGUUAUUAUGGGACUUCUUUUAAUACCUAAUGGAGAAAAUUUGGGAUACUGGUUCGGUGAUGACUAUCAAGAACCAUUCGAUUCUGCUGUAAAUACAACAAACGCAAACCUCAAAGUACAUUCACUUCCAGUAACUGCUUCAGAAGAUAAACAGAGCGUCUCAGCAAAAAAUAAACAUCCAUGGGGAAUUUUUUUUACUAUAUUGGGAACAGUUCUCCUUGACUUCGAUGCGGACGCAUGUCAAAGCCCUUCCCGAGCAUAUUUACUAGAUAUAUGUCUUCCAGAGGAUCAUGUUAGAGGACUUUCUACUUUUACAAUCAUGGCUGGUUUAGGCGGCUUUAUGGGAUACUCAAUGGGAGCCGUGGACUGGGAUACAACAGUAAUUGGGAAAAAACUUGGCGGCCACAUAAAAACUGUUUUCACCUUGGUCACCUUCAUUUUUGCUUUUUGCGUAACGUUGACUAUAACGAGUUUUAAAGAAAUUCCAUUAUGGGUUCUCACCAACACUAAAUAUGGGAAGCAUCAAAAACUUGACGCAGAUGAUCCACUUAUGGAAACAUACGGCUCCAUGAAUCAAAUAGCGGGUAGCAACGAGAUGCUUAACAGUUCAAUGGAAAAUGGGGACAAAUUGGAACUUCAAGGACAGUCGAAUGAAGCGAAAAGUUUUGAAGGGAAUGACGAAAACCUUUUGGAGACAAAUUUCGACCAAAAUUAUAUGCCCACAUCAAAGCCAGAUCAAGACGGCAUAACUGAUGUACCUCUUCAGACAGUUGAAAAUUUAUCUAAUUAUUUAUACUCGGUCAUUUAUAUGCCACACUCAUUGCGGAUGGUCUGCUUAACCAACUUGUUCUGUUGGAUGGCUCACGUCUGCUAUUCGUUAUACUUUACGGAUUUUGUGGGUGAAGCAGUUUAUAUGGGCGAUCCCAAAGCUCUUGAAGGCACAUUAUCCCAAAUCAAAUAUGAAGAAGGUGUUCGGUUUGGCUGCUGGGGAAUGGCAAUGUAUUCAUUGUCAUGUGCGUGUUACUCUCUAAUAAUCGAAAAAUUGAUUCAAAAGUUAAGUGCAAAAGUGGUGUAUGUUGGCGGAUUGUUAUUCUAUAGCGUCGGUAUGACAUUAAUGGCUUUGACUCGAGCUAAAGCGAGCGUAAUUAUAUUUAGUUGGACGGCGGGAGUCAUGUACUCCACUUUAUUUACUAUGCCGUACCUUUUGGUUGCACAUUAUCACUCUAUGGGUACCUUUGAGCUUGACGGAUCUGGUUCACCUAAAUUGGAUUCUAUUGUUCGUGGCUUGGGUACAGAUAUAGCGGUUGUUAGCAGCAUGGUCUUUCUUGCGCAGUUUAUCCUAUCAAUAUGUAUGGGUACUAUAGUUAGAAUGUCCGGUACUACGACUGCAGUCGUCAGCACCGCAAGCUUUUUAAGUUUUUGUGGAGCAAUAGCCGCAACCAAAAUUAUGUAUUUAGAUUUGUAAUUACCUUCGAAUGUAUACUUUGUCCUCAUUGUUCUUUAUUGAAAACCCAAUAAAAAAAUCCAAUAAACGCCAGAA